AUGUUCAAGAAAAAGCCUCAGAUCAAGAACCUUUCCCCGCUACGGUCUUCGGACCGUCGCAAGCUUGCGGACCAGAUCAUCGCCGAAUACAAUGUACACGUGCCGACAUUGGAGGAGAUUGACGGCACCGCGGCAGAGAGCCAGCCUCCUUCAACCCAACCCACACCCGUUCUAUCCUCGAUUCGCACGAGCCUCGUCCCCGAGACAUGCCUGUCGGCCAGAUUUACCACCCACGCUGGCGCCAAUCUGACAUUGGUCUCAGGCACGGUUUAUGUCGGUGCACACCCAGGUCAAGAGGAACGGAUACUAUGGAUCCAAUAUGGGAAAGAGUCGAGGAUAUACCCGACAGUUUACACACUGUGGCACAAUCCGGGACUGACGCCGCUGUUGCACACCCCAGACUUUGUCGUUGAGAAACUGCGUACCGGUGCCGACUUGAUGACUCCCGGAUUGGUUGGUGGGCCACCAUGGCCGGAGGGUGCCAAGGUGGGCUCGGUUGUGGCUGUUGCAGGCUUAGAGAGACCAAGCGUGCCCGUGUGGGUGGGAACUUGUAAGAUUGACGUGUCGAGCCUGGGUCGAGUACAGGGAGCGAAAGGUGCAGCGGUGGAAGGAAUCCAUUGGGAGGGCGAUGAGAUUUGGGGCUGGAGCCAAUUCGGGAGUGGCGGCAGAGCGGGCCCAGAGAGUAUAGAAGGAUGGGAUACUCCGUCUGCUGACAUAGAGGCCGGGGUGAAGGGCCUCGAUCUCGAAGACAACGAUGAGGAGGAGGACGACGACGACGACGAUGGGCAAAAUGGCGGCGUCGCGCUGGAAGCAGGGGCCGCGGCCGGUCUCAGCAGCGAUGAAGCUAACGCCAAUGCCAAUGGCCCAGCAGAGGCUCCAGAAGCCGAGGCAGAACCUGAACGAGAACCAACUACCGCUGAGGUCGACGAUGCGUUCAUGCAAGCAUUCCUCUAUGCUCUGUUCGACGCCAAAAAGAACGCCGAGCCGCCGCAUCAUGGGCUCGACUAUCCUAUACAACCGUCAUUCCUGAUCUCCAACAUGAUACAACCACAUCUUCGGUUCCAGAACCAACACUACACCAUCAAGAAGACGUCAUGGAAGAACACCAAGAAAUUCAUCAAACACCUGGAGAAGCAGGUCUUGGUCAAGUCCAAAGAUCGCAACGGCGGCGAGACUGUCAUCCUGGACAUGGACCUCGACGACGAAAGAGUCCGCACCUUCACUCCCUACAGGCUGCCGAAGCCGAAAGGCCAGACGUCCACAGGCGGCGCCGCGGAAGGGAACCCAACUCCAGCAAGCGGCGCCGACACCUCACUCGGCCAAAAGCUCACCUUGCAGACCGUGUAUCGCGCUUCCAGCAAGCUCGUGCCGGACCUCAUCCCGUCCAAGACGACAUACUAUACCUCGUCUCAGAUCUCCGCCUUUCUCAAGAAAUACAUCGAGAACAACCCGUCCUUGACCGAGACGAGCUCCUCCUCCCCGCGCUUCAUCAAGCUCGACCCGUUCAUCGCGAACAACAUCCUGGGAUCUUCCAACCCUUCGGCCGCGGAUACCCGCGUGCUCGCCGCCGGGGAGAUUUCUCGCGACGCCCUCGUCAAACGUAUCCUCGAAGACUCUCACCUGGCGAUUCCUCACUGGCUGCUGCUCCGCCACGAUCAGACGUACGAUCCCGACUCGCCCGACCCGUCCUUGAAACCAAAAUCUGGACCGGCGCCACAGGUCAGCAUCGUGCUCGAGAAGCGCUCGGGCACCAAAGUGGUCACGAAAAUCUCGGGUCUCGAAGUAUUCGGGAUCAAUCCGCAGGUCCUGGCGCCGGAGUUGCAGAAGAAAUGCGCGGGCAGCGCAAGUGUCGGGCAGCAUGUGGGUGGGAAGCCAGGAAUGAUGGAGAUUCUCGUGCAAGGUGACCAGAGAGACGUGGUGGAGAAGGAACUGAGCAGGAGGGGUGUGGACAAACGAUGGAUCACCGUAGACGAUAAGACGAAAAAGAAGAAGAAAUGA
Molecule: messenger RNA, 1998 nt
Organism: Cladophialophora carrionii CBS 160.54
Lineage: Eukaryota; Fungi; Ascomycota; Eurotiomycetes; Chaetothyriales; Herpotrichiellaceae
Exons: 1
Coding region: 1-1998 (665 amino acids)
Biological process (GO): formation of translation preinitiation complex; translational initiation
Molecular function (GO): translation initiation factor activity
Source: RefSeq, a predicted model, not a curated record